CAGGUUGAUUCUCUCCGUAUUAAUCUCUGUCAUUGUGUGUGUUUGAGACAGAAAGAGAAGGGGAGGGGUGAUAUAAAGGCUGGUUCCCUGUUGCUCGCUCCCAUUCCUUCUGUUUUUUUUUUAGUGGGUUUGCUCUGCAAGUGAUUCUCCAGAAUAAUGUUCUUGUUUACGGCCACCUUGACCAUCCUGGCACUCAGUUCCCUGGACCAAGUGGAUUCUUCAGCCUAUGACAAGAUAGUCACACACAGUCGCAUCAGGGCUAAGAAGGAAGGGCCCAAUGUGUGCGCUUUACAGCAGGUCAUGGGGACGAAGAAAAAGUACUUCAGCACCUGCAGGAACUGGUACAAGAAAUCCAUCUGUGGCAAGAAGGCGAUGAUAUUAUAUGAGUGCUGCCCAGGUUAUAUGAAGUUAGACGGGAAGCGUGGUUGCCCUGCAGUGGCCCCUAUCGACAGUGUUUAUGGCACCCUGGAUCUGGUGACAGCCAAGAUCACCCAGCGAUACGCUGACCAAUCCAAACUGAGGGAAGAAAUCGAGGGAGCAGGAUCUUACACAAUGUUUGCGCCGAGUGACGAUGCCUGGAAAGAGUUAGACCCUGCAUUGAAAGCUGCCAUGGUCAGCAGUGGAAACCCUGAGCUUUACAAUGCACUCCACUAUCACAUGGUCAACAAACGGCUUCUCACUAAGGACCUGAAGAAUGAUAUGACCCUGAAGUCCAUGUAUAACAAACAAGGCCUCUAUAUCAAUCACUACUCGAAUGGAGUUGUCACUGUGAACUGUGCCCGGAUUAUUCACGGCAACCAGGUGGCCACUAAUGGAGUUGUGCAUGUCAUUGAUCGGGUCAUCAGCGCCAUAAGCCAAACGAUAAAGGAUGUGAUCGAAACCAAUGAUGAGCUGACUACACUGAAGACAGUUGCUGUGAAUUCGGGUCUCCAGAACCAACUGGGAGAGCCCGGACACUACACACUUUUUGCUCCAACCAACGAGGCCUUUGAUAAACUAGACCGCGACGUCCUGGAGAGACUUAUGAGUGACACAACUGUACUUCAAGCCCUUUUGCAGUACCACCUCCUGAACUCAGCGCAGUGCUCUGAGGCCAUUAUGGCAGGCUCCAUCUACGGGACUCUUGAGGGCAGUAAUAUUGAGAUCGGAUGUGAUGGUGAGAGCCUUACGGUCAAUGGUAUCAAGAUGGUGCUGAAGAAGGACAUUGUCACCAGCAAUGGGGUCAUUCAUUUGAUCGACCAGGUGCUCAUGCCUGAUUCGGCCAAGCAGGUGAUGGAGCUUGUGGGCAAAUCUCAGAGCAUCUUUGGUGACAUGGUGUCCGAGCUCGGCCUCUCUGCAGCCUUACAGCCUGAGACUGAGUAUACUCUUCUCGCCCCACUGAAUGGAGCCUUCUCCGAUGAGGUAAUGUCCAUGGAUCAGCGUCUCCUGAAGAUUAUUCUGGAAAACCACAUCCUGAGAUUCAAGGUCUCUCUGAAUGAACUCUACAACGGCCAGAUGCUCGAGACCCUUGGAGGAAAAUGGCUCAGAGUCUUUAUUUAUCGCACGGCUGUGUGUAUUGAGAAUGCAUGUAUGGUCAGAGGCAGCAGAGAAGGCAGUAAUGGAGUCCUUCAUCUCAUGAGGUCCCUGAUCCAGCCACCCCAGGCGACCAUCUAUGAGCUGCUUUUGAACGAUGGACGAUUCAAAAUCUUCCUGUCUCUGAUGGAGAGUGCUGGACUGACAGACCUGCUGAAGCAGGAGGGAUCGUACACACUCUUUGCUCCUAUCGAUGCCUCCUUUGGCACUCUGACAGAGGAAGACAUCACUCUUUUAAAAAGUGACAUGAACGCGCUCAGGGCAAUCCUGCUCUACCAUUUUAGCAAUGGCGUCUUUAUUAAUGGAGGACUGGAGGGUGGAGUGACUAAUCUUCUCAAGACCAUACAGGGCAACAACCUUCAAGUGCAGUCUGUUAACAACUCCAUCCAUGUAAAUUCAGUGGAGGUUCCAGAUUUUGAUCUUAUGGCAUCCAAUGGAGUGGUCCAUGUAGUGAAGACUAUGUUAUAUCCACAAGAUCUGCCAGUUGGCAGUGAAGACAUAUUGAUUCUGCUGAAGAGACUCAUCAAAUACAUGCAGCUGAAGUUUGAAUCUGGAUUCACCUACCGUGAGAUUCCACUUACAUUCAUCAGGAGGACUAUAACUACACAUGUCAUUGAGAAAGGUCCCGAGAUCAAGGUCACCAGGGUUAUUGAGCGUGAGCCCAUCAAAGUUACAAGAGUGGUUGAAGGAGAACCAAGCAUCACAAAAGUUACAAGAGUGGUUGAAGGAGAACCAAGCAUCACAAAAGUUACAAGGGUGGUUGAAGGAGAACCAAGCAUCACAAAAGUUACAAGAGUGGUUGGAGAGCCAAGCAUCACCAAAGUUACAAGAGUGGUUGAAGGAGAACCAAGCAUCACCAAAGUUACAAGAGUGGUUGGAGAGCCAAGCAUCACCAAAGUUACAAGAGUGGUUGAAGGAGAACCAAGCAUCACCAAAGUUACAAGAGUGGUUGGAGAGCCAAGAGUCACCAAAGUUACAAGAGUGGUUGAAGGAGAACCAAGCAUCACCAAAGUUACAAGAGUGGUUGAAGGAAAGCCGUCUGUUUCAAAGGUCACAAGGCUCAUUGAAACUCACAGUGCCUCAUCUGAUGGUGGGAUUGAUGCUGAGGGAGAAAUCAAGAGAAUCAUGGGUGAAGAUAUAACCAAGCUUCAGACGUUUCAGAGUGGUGACGUACACAUGCUCCAGGAGGAAGACAUCAGACAAAUCACUGACGCAAUCACGCAGGGAGGUGGACCAGGUAUCACCACUAUAACUAGAGUAAUCAAACCAGAGCCCCAGGUUGUUGAAAGCGAACCAGGGAUCACCACCUUUACCAGAGUAAUCAAAAAAGAGUCUCAGAUCACUGAAGGUGCCCAAGGAGACACCAGUAUUACCAGAGUAAUUAAACCAGAACCGCAGAUCAUUGAAGUUCCAGAUUUCUCAAAGAUUGUAUCUUUGAAGGACAAUCCAGAUCUCUUUGAAUCAGAAACUGAGAGAAUCACCAGAAUCAUCAAGGAGGGGCGUUUUAAAAAACGAGCCGCCAUCAGACAACCACAAGGAACAAGACGAAGAGUGAGACUGGUCAGGCGUCACUCCAAACCAAGACAAUGAGAUGAAUGGACGCUCACUGUACCUGGAGAUCCAGCUUUAAGGGAUGGUUCGGAGUAAUUUCAACCUAGGGUCCUUUGCACCAUGACCUCGAGCCAAACACCCCACCCAGAAGCUUU
Rhinichthys klamathensis goyatoka is the source of this 3278-nucleotide messenger RNA. RefSeq names its product periostin, osteoblast specific factor a (gene postna). The coding region runs from base 157 to 3162 and encodes 1001 amino acids. Gene Ontology annotation, cellular component: extracellular matrix. Gene Ontology annotation, molecular function: cell adhesion molecule binding. Gene Ontology annotation, biological process: extracellular matrix organization; cell adhesion. NCBI's taxonomy places the organism in Eukaryota, Metazoa, Chordata, Actinopteri, Cypriniformes, Leuciscidae. The record is from RefSeq and is a predicted model, not a curated record. The transcript has 26 exons.